This is a messenger RNA of Sphenostylis stenocarpa, 375 nucleotides long. The record is from the annotation of a GenBank genome assembly. Lineage: Eukaryota; Viridiplantae; Streptophyta; Magnoliopsida; Fabales; Fabaceae.
AUGGUAAGUGACGUGAGGCGCGAUGCAGGGGAUCGCAGAGUGGGGUUUGAAAUGGGUGGAGUUGAGAAGGUUUUGGGUUAUGUUAUGAGCGAGUUGGAGAUGUUGGGGGUUCAAGGGGAAGGAGGUGAAGUUGGUGAGGAACCUCGAAAGGGUCUUAUGGUAACAGAGAAGAAUGAUUCUGCACUCUGCUCCUCCACCGAAGACACAGAAAUGGACGAGCAGGUAUCGACGAUGGCGAUGGACGUAGACGAUGUAGACUCUCUCGAGAUCUUUGCUAAGGGCGUCAUAGCAGCUGACCACAAACUCGCAGACGUCGAUUUCUUCAACAACCUCCAAGACGAUUUCGAUGAUUUAGACUUUUUUUUUCAUAAAUAA